CAGAUCGUAAAUAAGGUAUGGGGCGGGGGGAGAGGUAGCCUGAGAGAAAAGGAUAGGAGGAAGAUGGAAAGUAUCAGAGGAGAAAAUACAGGAGAAGUGACAAGCCAGGCAGUCUGAGAAAGGAAUGGGAAAGAACAUGAAUGCAUGUCAAAGAAACAUAGAAGAGCUGCGCGAAAGAAAGAAAAGUAUGAAAGGCGAGACAAGAGAGCGCAACAACGAGUGUCAGGGAGCAAUUGGGGAGGGGGCGACAGCAAAGAUGGGAGUGCCGGGCGAAUGAGCAGGAGAGACGGGAGCGCGUGGCCGGCGAGGGGCGCCAGGGGGAGGCGGCCGGACGGGGCUAUUUCAGCCUCAAGAGCGGGCUAGGUGGAUGGGGAAGCCCCAGACGACACGCUCCGGCAGAGCAGCCUGGCGAGACCCCUUCGCCGCUACCACCUCUUCGCCCCCCGCAGCCCCUCCUCCGGCCUGCUUUGAAGUCACGUGGCAGCCCCCUCCCUCCUCUCCAGCCCCCCGAAUUCCCGGCGUGGGGAAUGGCCUCGACUUCAUUGUGACGCAAGCAGCCUGCAAGCCGGCGCCCGCGUCCCCAACCCAGGCCGCCCGGGGAGCCGCGUUCUGCUGGAGCCAGACGGCAGCGGAGGCGGGAGCCUGCAGCGCCGCGGCGAGGAGUCCCAGGCAGGAACUGUAUUAUCUAGUUGAGUCAAUGAAGAUGUCCAUAGUAGAAUAAUGGAAGCUCCUGAAUACCUUGAUUUGGAUGAAAUAGAUUUUAGCGACGACAUCUCUUAUUCUGUAACUUCUCUCAAGACUAUCCCAGAAUUACGUAGGAAGUGUGAUCCACAAAAUGAAGACAGAACAGUUUCCACUACUAACUGGAGCUCAGGAGUUUCAACACUCCUUGGAAAUGCACAAAAACCAACAGGCAUUGCAGACAUGUACAGUAAGUUCAGACCAGUAAAGAGAGUUUCUCCACUUAAGCACCAACCAGAGAACUCUGAAAAUAAUGAAAGCGAUGACCAAAAAAACCAAAAGAUGGAAUACCAGAAGGGGAGUGACUGUCAACCUGUUGCUCAGAUUGGUGACCAGAAUCCAGGCAAUAGAGAGAGCCUUAAAACUAGAUGCGUUGAACCUGGAGUUUUGCUUGGCGAGCUGGAGCAUUAUGAUCUGGACAUGGAUGAAAUUUUGGAUGUGCCUUACAUUAAAUCAAGCCAGCAGCUGGCUGCUUUUAAUAAGGCAGCUCCAGAGAAAAGGAUUUUGAGUGUGUAUUCAAAACUGAAUGGUCUUAGCAGCAAGACGUGCCCUGCAGGAAGCAUGGAGAAGUCACCAACAGGAAUGACACCAUUGUGUGUUUUGUCUCCUGUGAAAAGCUCCCAGCUGAGGAAAGCGAAGCCCAUCUUUCCUGAUCAGCAUAAACAUUUGACUGAAGAUGUAGAGUUCUCCCAGCCACUAGUUAAAUGUGGUUCAGCUCAUGAAUCUGAAACCCAGACCACGGGCUGCCUCAACAGGACGUUUCCCGAUAAGAUUGAGAAGACUAUUCCUAACUGUCAGUUAAGAGCUUUCCCUCUACAGGCGACAGUGACGGAAAAUAAACAUGAUGAACUAAACAGCAAUACAAACUGGAGCAACUCAGGAAGUUUAGAAGAAAAGGCUGAGGAUACGAAAAAAAUCAAGAGCAUCUUAAAUAUUGUAAAAGAAGGGCAGAUAUCACUAUUGCCCCACCUUGCAGCAGACAACCUGGACAAAAUUCAUGAUGAAAAUGGCAACAAUCUUUUGCAUGUUGCAGCAUCGCAAGGACAUGCAGAAUGCUUACAGCAUCUCACAUCUUUGAUGGGUGAAGACUGCUUGAAUGAGCGAAACUGUGAACAACUAACUCCCGUUGGUUUAGCAAUUAAGAAUGGCCAGCUGGAAUGUGUUCGGUGGAUGGUGAGUGAAACCGAAGCCAUUGCAGAACUUAGUUGUUCAAAAGAUCACCCAAGCCUUAUUCACUAUGCAGGAUGCUAUGGGCAGGAGAAAAUCCUUCUGUGGCUUCUUCAAUUUAUGCAAGAACAAGGGAUUUCUUUGGAUGAAGUUGAUCAGGAGGGUAACAGUGCAGUGCAUGUAGCUGCCCAGCAGGGGUACCUGGGAUCCAUACAGACUCUGGUUGAAUAUGGAGCAAACGUCACUAUGCAAAACCUUGCUGGAGAAAAACCAUCCCAAAGUGCUGAGCGGCAGGGACACACCAUGUGUUCACGUUACUUGGUGGUAGUAGAGACAUGCAUGUCAUUGGCAUCCCAGGUUGUGAAGUUAACAAAGCAACUGAAAGAGCAGACGGUAGAACGUGUGACAUUACAGAACCAACUCCAACAGCUUCUGGAAACUCAGAGAUCAGAGGGCAAGUCACAGCCAACAUCCCCAAGUUCACCAUCCUCACCCAAUUCCAUCAAACCUCAGUGGAAACCAUCUGAUACAGAUAAUUUGCCUCUACAGAAAAGUAAAUUAAAUAUCCAUGAUGGGAUUCAGAUUCUUGGCAGCGGGGGUACUCCCCACCACAAUCGACCCAAGAUGAAAGAUGAGGAUUCAGAUAAAAUCCUACGCCAGCUGUUGGGGAAAGAAAUAUCUGAGAAUGUCUGCAUGCAGGAAAAGCUGUCACUUGAAUUUCAGGCUGUGCAUGCUUCUAAAAAUACAAAGAAGAUUCCUUUGGUGAAAAAAGAGAUGAAACUAGCAAGACUGAAACAUCUAAUGCAACGAUCUCUCAGUGAAUCUGAUACAGAUUCAAAUAAUUCUGAAGAUCAGAAGAACACACCUGUGAAAAGAACCGAUAAACCCAGGCCACAGCCUAUUGUAGAAAACACUGAAAGCACUGAGAACUUGCAUCUAAUGAUUAAGAAACACACUUUGGCAGCAGGACGCCGAUUUCCUUUUGGGAUUAGAACCUCAAAAUCCGUGGAUGGCCACAGUCCUUCUCCCACUUCAGAAAGCAGUGAUCCUGAUAAUGAAGCCCAGUAUCAGUCUGGGACUGUAUCUCAGAGCCAAGUCUUGGGAGAUACCUGUCAGCCUAGCUCUGAUACCACGUCUGCUCACAAAGUGGCCACAAGUCCCAAAAGUGCUCUCAAGUCUCCAUCUUCAAAGCGCAGAACUGCCCAGAAUUUAAAACUCAGAGUGACUUUUGAGGAACCUGUGGUUCAGGUGGAACAAACAGAGGUUGUUUUAAAUGGCGAACAGGACAAAGCUCAGUGUAAGGUUGGUCAACGGUCUCAACCCAGUGCUGAAAACGGUGACCAGCAGAAACGACCCUUCGGAACAUUUCGUUCCAUAAUGGAGACACUGAGUGGCAAUCAAAACAAUAAUAAUAACUAUCAGACUUCAAGCCCAGUCAAGACCUCAUCACCCUUUACCUCAUUAGGAAGGAAAGCCACAGAUAGCAAGGGAAAUACAGCAACAUCUGCAAAAGGAAAAAAUAAGCCAGGGCUAUACUCCAUGUUCAUCAGUUUUUCCACUAGCAUGCUGAUUGAAGACCACCUGCAUAAAUAUGCCUGGGAUAACAACAUCAACAGGAAACUCCAGUAGUCUUACAUCAAAAAGUGUGAUGAAGAAUCAGAGCAGCAAGAAUUCUUCCUUUGACUCUCAUCUCAUGCGGUAGAGUCGUCUUCCAAACAUGGCCUGAUAUCUUUCCACUUUAAAAAAAAGAAACCGCUAACUAUAUGUGACAUAACUUUCACCAGCAAAAUAACAGAUUCUUACAAUGCCUUAAAUUUGUCGCUGUGAGACUAUAUCAAAAUAAUAUGUCUUACAUUUGUGUAAGUGCACUGAUUAAGGCAUAGUGGUGUAUAAAAAUAAUGAUGCAAUGAGCUUCCAGAAAGUUAAUCUGAUCACUAAACCCAUUUUGUACAUCACCUGUUGCAUGGAAGUAAUGUAUCUUGUCUGUCUUGCCCUCUCUUAAAAUCUUUACUGUGCAAAAAUUCAACAAGGAUUCUAUGGGUGUCCUGUUCCUCAAUGAGCCGAAGGCAAGGACUCUCCCCAUCCUUGGCUAACUAUGUUUCCUUGCUAUUUCUAUUUUUUUUUUUGUAUGAAAGAAAAUAAACCAUUGUUAACCAAAACUUAGUGUGAACAUU
Molecule: messenger RNA, 4082 nt
Organism: Sphaerodactylus townsendi
Lineage: Eukaryota; Metazoa; Chordata; Lepidosauria; Squamata; Sphaerodactylidae
Gene: SNCAIP
Product: synuclein alpha interacting protein
Exons: 12
Coding region: 721-3537 (938 amino acids)
Molecular function (GO): ubiquitin protein ligase binding
Source: RefSeq, a predicted model, not a curated record